Messenger RNA from Cyclopterus lumpus (lumpfish), 5532 nucleotides. RefSeq names its product transcription activation suppressor b (gene tasorb). Lineage: Eukaryota; Metazoa; Chordata; Actinopteri; Perciformes; Cyclopteridae. Gene Ontology annotation, cellular component: nucleoplasm; heterochromatin. Gene Ontology annotation, biological process: negative regulation of gene expression, epigenetic; protein localization to heterochromatin. Gene Ontology annotation, molecular function: chromatin binding. The record is from RefSeq and is a predicted model, not a curated record.
AUGGCCCUGAACCCCAGCGCGGCUGGGCGAAGGGACGCCGAGUGCACCGAGGCCGACGAUCUGCGGCCGGAGGAGGGCGGCGAGCACCCGAAGAACUCAGCCGCCACCUCGGCCACAGUCAACCAAAAGGGCGAUCAGCCUGGAUGUGGAGACGGCGGAGCGAGCCACGAGCAAGAAGCCCCCGAACGGCGGAGGAGCGCGGCGGCGGACGGCCGGAGCUCCGGCCCGCCGGACCGGAGACCCGGCGACGAGCAGCCGCGGAGGAAUUUUCAAAUUCCGAGGAAGAUAAAAGGCUUGUACCAGUUCCUGCCGCCCGACAGCCGGGAGUUCGAGGACCUCGUGAAGAUCGCCUCGUCCUUCUACCUCGACUCCUCGUCCCGGGGAACCUUCUCCUACUGCAAGGCCCGGCUCAUCCACAACGAGCUGCUGGAGAAGGAGUUCAUCGAGAAGCGGCGCGAGAUGAAGCAGGAAGGGCGGACGGAGCAGGAGCUGGCGGAGUCGUACUGCUUCCUCUAUCCAGACAAAUCCAAGCUCCAGUGGAUCUGUGAGAAGGGUCUGUCGGUCGGACACUCCAGGAUUACCACGCUGGGGAACCCAUCAGUGGGUGUUUUCGUCUCCAAAUAUUCGGAUCUGUUACAAAUCAAUCCCUUUGAAGUGGGCUCGUCCGGAGACAUGAUCAUUUUUAAAGUCAUGAGGGGUCGAAUAAAGCACAUCUACGAGAACAUGCCGAAGAACGCCAUGGAGCCGACUCCCAAGUUCGACUGCCACUUGUCCAAAAGCGCCAAUCGGGUCACGUCUCUGCUGUCUUACCGGGCCUUUGAGCUCACGCAGCAAUAUUUUUUCGAGUUUGCGUUCGACGAGAUCAAAGCUCGGCCGCGGCACGUGUGCCCCUACGCGGUGGUUUCCUUCAAGUACAAAGGCAAGGAUGCCACCGCCACGCCGAUGAUGUCACACAGGUUUAACACAAUUUCCUCCGAAGGAGGUCGAGGGAAGAGCUGCUACACUGUGUGGAGCGGUCCGCUCGUGAACAAGGGCCGGGAGUUGUUCCCCAUCGGUUUACGAUCCUCCUCGCGCCCUUACCUCCCCUUCAAGCUGCCCGAGAAGCUGGAGAUGAGUCGAGGCAUGCAGCUGGACCAGGUGAAGAGAAAGAUCCCCUCCGUGCUCUUUUCGUGGGACACCUACAGCGCGUCGCGGGAAGUGAUGAAAUGUGGGAUGUCCUGCAGCCUGUUUGAGGUCGUGGACGGAAAAGGCAAACCGACCAGCGGCAGCUUGGCGGCGCUGGUCCACAAGCUGGAGAGGGACCGGAUGGUGCUGGUGAAGUCCUUGUUUGACCGGGGCUUUCUCUUCCUGCUGUCCUCGGCGCAGAUGGUCGAGUCCAAAGAGCGGCGCGGGCGCGUCGAGAAGAACCUGCAGGCGUUAUUCAUCUUUCAGGAGUCGAGGAUGGUGGUCAAGUAUUCGUCCAGGCUGUUCGAGCCGGAGCCCCCGGCGCCGGAGUCCCAGCCCGCCGCCCUGUCCUCCGCCGACCCCUCCGUCCCGGCUCUGCACUACGCGCUCUUCAAGUUGCGCCUCAACCCGGGCAAGGACCUGAGUUUAGGGGUGGAGCGCCAGGCCGCCGACUACCUGACGCGCAUGGACUCGGGCACGGUGCGGCCGUUCAUCCUGCCCGACUACAAGCACAACGUGGACGAGAGGACCAACCCGCUGCUGGUGCACCGGCCCAAGUGCAACAUGGACGCCGUGUUGCGCUCCUACGUGCACAACGCCGGCAACUACGUCUUACCUCUGAGCAAGACGAAGGACGUCAUUGACAGGAUAAGGAACCCGGCGCCCGUUCCCACACCCGCGCCGCCGGCCCCAGUGGAAUACAGCCCCGUGUCCGACUGGGGCGGCUCGGACCGGGGCUCGGACCGGGCGGAGAGACCCGCGGAGAGGCCGCCGCCCAAGGAGAGGCCGCCUCCGCCGGCGGCGGCACAGGAGAAGCCGCCCUCGGACAGCAGCCGACGGAGGCAAGGCGUGGUCCAUUCCAACGGGGCCCAGGCGCAGCAAAAGACCCCGACGGAGCCCCCGGCUCAGCCCCCCACCCAGAGGCUGCGACUGUCCCAGAACGAGUACGACAAAGACAAGAUGAAGCAGCUGCUCAAGCUCAUCCAGCUUCACAAGAAGGCCAUCGUGAAGGAGCCGGGGAAGGAGCGGGGGGAGGACGGGGCGUGGGACGUCAGCAGCCAAAGGAAGUUCGAGGGGGACGACCGGGGGGCGGCGAACAAGCGGCAGCGCGCGGAUCCGCUCAGCAACGGGGAGUCCAGUCGAGCAGCUCAAGCAGAAGAGAUCGGCGACGAUGCCGGACACGGCGACAACCUGACGGCGGUGAUGGAGAGCAUGGGCAUCUACGACACCGACCUGAGGGCCCACGGCAACGCCGGCACCCCCGCGGUGAACGAGACCCAGCGCCUCCUCAAGAUCCUCCUGGCGACCCUCAACAAAGCCGUGGCUCAGGGUUCCACGUCGGCGGGCGCCGGCAGCGGGGAGCCGCCCGUCUUCCCCGCCGAGCCCGAUGUCAAGACUCCGAAUGAGCCCGCGACUCAAACCAACUACACGGAGGAGGACAUGGACUGUAGCCCCGGUAGUCCACUCAGCUCGGGCUCCCCAGCAGAGCAAGCUCUCGCCUCAGACAGCUCCACCUGGGUGAACCCCGCCAUUACAGAACAAGCGCAGCCUCUUCCCAAGCCUCUUCCCGAGGCCGUGCCGGUGGCGGUCGGCAACGCGGAGCCGAAGACGAAGACGCCCGCAGCCGCGGCACCGGAAAAGGCUGCCGCGCCCGCGUUACCGGCCGCGGAGGAGGUUCUCUUCCGGCCCUCCAUCAGCCUGGACACCAUACUCAACCAGGAGAUUCACAGCCUCACUUCGGACAUUAAGAACAUCAUGCAGACUCACCGCAUCUGCUACUCCUCGCGGCUGUCCGCCCGGUUGACCCCCGCCACCAGCUGGCUGCCCAACAGCUGCUUCUCGGACUACGUGGUGCCCUUCGUGUCCCCGGUGCCCGUCCUGGGCCACGUCAAGGCGCUGUGCGAGAAGAUGGACCGGUUGAUCCCGGCCCCCCCCGCCGCUCCCUCCGAGGUCACUUCCCCGCCGCCCCCGGUGACGACGUCCAAUCUCAUAACGCCGCCCCCAACCCCGGUACAGACUCCCAAACCCAAAGCGGAGCCCUCCCUGUCAAAGAGCGCCGCCUCCUCCUCCUCCUCCUCCUCCCGCAGUGGUAAAAUGGGCACCGUUAAAGGCCCGGCGGCGUCCACCAAGUCUAAAGCGGAAGGCUCGGCGGCGGCGGCAGAGCCGGAGGGGGACGUCUACUCCCCCACUCGGGUCGCGCCGGAAUCUCCGGGCGCCAAGUCCCAACAGGCCGCCUCCAUCAGCGGGUCGGGCCUGCUGGCCGGCAGCCUCAUCGGGCAGCUGAAGCCCGAGGUCUUCAGCAGCCUGGUGGAGAUCUUCAAGGACGUCACCAAGAACACCGUCAAAUUCUACAUCUACUCCGGGGACGAGGCGGAGGAGAGCACCGUCUGCAAGGAGAUCAAGGAGUACUUGAAGAGUCUCGGCAACAGCGAGUGCAGCCCGCAGACGUUUCUGGAGAACAGCGGCAGUUUAGAUAAGCUGCUCAUCAUCAUUCAGAACGAGGACAUCGCCGCGCACGUGCACAAGAUCCCGGCUCUGGUGUCCCUGAAGAAGUUGCCGUCGGUGAGCUUCGCCGGAGUGGACACGCUGGACGACGUCAAGAACCACACCUACAAUGAGCUCUUUGUGUCCGGGGGCUUCAUGGUGUCGGACGAGUUCGUCCUCAACCCCGACCUCAUCACGCAGGAUCGUUUGCAGGGGCUGCUGAAGUUCCUGGAGGAGCAGAGCACCCCCGAGCGACCCUGGCAGUGGAAGGUGCACUGCAAGUCCCAGAAGAAGCUUAAAGAACUGGGGAGGUUGAACGCCAACGCCAUGGGGCUGCUGAACCUCCUCACGGCCUACCAGAAGAAGCACCUGGUGGAGUUCCUCCCGUACCACGAGUGCGACCAGUCGCGCCAGGCUCCCGACCUGGAGUGCCUGAUCAAGCUCCAGCUCAGCACACGCAGCAGCGGGCACCUCAUCUUCCUCACGGAGAGGCCAUUUGAGAUGUUCCUCCAGUACUCCAGAAAUGGAAUCGUGAUCGGGAGCAUCGACGACGUCAUGAGUGGCUUCCACAGUCUGAUUGGCUCCAUCAAUCAGAAUGAGCUCCCGACGCUGCCCUCUACAGUAGUGAAUGACGAGUGUGUGGAAGAGGAGGACAUGUCUUUAGACUCUAAUGAUGACGACGAGCAUAGCGGCGGCGAGCCAACCGCCGGGUCGGAGCCCCCGGAGCAGGGCCCGGCUGCCGAGAAGGGGAAGCCUCCGCUUCCGCCGGACACGGAGGAGUUCCGACCGCCGCUCCCAGACCAGCAGGUGACCCCGGAGAGAACGCCCACGCUGUCCGACUACAGCGCUCUCAAGACGGCCAUCCUCUCAGUUAGGCCUACCAACCAGAUGGGGAUGGGCCCCUCGGACAUCGGCGGCUUGUCGCCGGGCGGUUUCCCCGUGAACCCCCACCAGAGCUUCCUGUGUCCCUCCGCCUCGUGGUCGUCCUACACGGGCUCCUCCAGCUACGCGGCCUCCCCGGCCUAUCCGGCGUCGCCCUGCGGCGCCGCCAAGGAGCAGGAGUACCGCCCCCAAGGCCCAGCAGCCACGGCCCCCCUUACGAUCCCCCCCCCGGUCGCCAUGGCCGGGCCGGGACCUCUCGCCAACAUGGCGUCCCUCCCCAUGGAGGUCAAACCUCCCCCUCCGCCUCACCUCAUGAUGCUGGGCCACACGUACGGCUCGGACACCGGAGGAACCGGGGCCGCCGGGAACUCCCCGCUCGCCACCUCCCUCCCGUACACGGACCACAAUGACUCGGCCCAGCCGGCGUACAUGGCUGGCGUUCCUCAAAAUGCUAGCGGGACCCCCGCGCAACACAACAGGACACUAACGCGACCCAGGGGACGGCCUAUGGGGGCCGGCACUUGUCGGACUGCUAGCGGCCAGGGUGCGAUCGUCGCCCGGCCGGAACCCAGCGGGCUUCCUAACACUGGGGAGACCCUCGGAGGCUGCAACCCAGGUAACCAGGGUGGCAGGACUCAGGUGAACUGCUUAAACAACCUCGGAGCUUCUGUGGGUAUCCCCACAGUGGCCACUAGAGGGGUAAUAGUCAGGCCUAAGAUGACUCCACAUCAAUGUGUGGCAUGGCUACGGCGGUAUAGGUGGCUCCUCCCCGGACAGAUGGAUUACGGGCCCAUGCGGGGCGGUAUGGGUCUUGGUUUUUCAGGGAGCUAUCGAGGUAGAGGAGCCCCGCCGGUAGGACUUUGGCCUCGGCCAGGACGACACGAUCGGGGGGGCCGGGGGGGGGGAGGCGGACCCUGCUCCUGGGGUUACCCGACAGGCAGGGGCGGGGCACGGGGGCAAUACUCGGACUACACAUACACUCACAACUAUGCUCCCGAAUAG